CUCUCUCCAAAGAUCAUGAUGAAACUAGACUGACUACUCAGAGCAGUGGGAGAUGCCUGCUUGGCUUAGCUGGUGGACUGCCCCUCCCAGCAGAGACAGAUCGGUCAGGUGUGUACUCAGGCAGUGUAGGCACGCUUUGACGGCCACAUUCUGACCACUCUGGCCCUGUGUGGCCGUCAGAGCUUAACCGCUCUUGGUCACACGGCAACAGGACCAAUACAAAACACUCUGGUCACUGAGAAAGAGCAGCUGUGCUGUAACGUCAGGUCAAAAUCUUUACCUUUUUAAGUAUUUCCCACCAUGGACUUUGAGGCCUCACCUGGUGGAAUUUCCACACACACACAGAGUGACUGGCCUCCCUCACUGGCACAGCUAACACAGCUCCUGGAAAACAAAGUGAAAAUCUUCCAGAAGACUGUGUCCGCUGAAGAGCAGAGUUCUGAGCACAGGGAUUGCCUUGGGAGCCACAUUGCCCAGAGCCAAGAGCUCUCAUCUCAUCUCAGCGACCUACAGAGACGGACAGAGCAGGAAGUCGCCCGAAUACACCAGCAGCUGACAGAGGUGAGACACCAGCAGGACCUGCUGAACUCUGAGCUGAGAGACCUCGAGACCCAGCAGGCUGAGACUGAGGCCUUACUGCAGGGAACUCCGAGCACUGAGGACAGCACUGCGCUGGUGCGGGUGCACAGGGAGCUCCAGGAGAACGUUAGGAGGCGGGCGGAGCAGGCGGAGGCACUCAGGUUUCAGGAGGAGGGGCUGAACGCCCUGCAGCUGAUGCUGAGUGAGGACCUGCAGAGGUACCAGGAGGAGACUCAACGUCUGCAGGACUUCUCUGACAAAAUGUCCAAUGGGAUGGAGGCGGAGAAGGAGCGCACGCAGGAGAACAAUAAGGGAGCCAUCCGCAAGGAGGCUAAAGGAGGGUCGGGAAGCAGCAUGGAGCGCUUCAUCGGUCUCUUUAACGGGCGUUCUCCCGUAUCGCCGACGUCUCCUACGCCCUGGAAGCUCGUACACGCUAACGGGAAGACCGUCGCCAGAACUGAGGACCGAGCCGGGGCCGGGAAAAGAAACAGGACGGUCCCUCUGGUGGCGAGAUCCAACCUGAAAAGGGCGAGCAGCGUCAAAGAUCUGAUCCAGAAGUUCUCUGGUUCCGAGAGCGAGCAGGCGUCCCCGGCGAGGUCCGCCGCCUCGCCCCCGACCGAGCCUCCCGCUGCUCAGCGCGGAAGUGGGACGCGCGUGGAGGAGAGCGAUUUAAGCUCUGCAUUACCCGAAGUGCCCAAGAUAACGGUGGAUACAAGCGCCGUCUCUUUAAGUAGCGGGGACGGGGAAGAGACCGCUGGACAGGGCCCUUUACCCUCUACGAGGUUGACGCGGCCUGUAGAGGAAGCUCAAUCCCAAAAGGAACAGGCCUCUGUGCUUCCCCAGGCCCCAACAGACUGCACCUUCAAGAGCAUUUCUGAGAACAAGGGGGGGCUCCUCAAUGGAUCGGUGACUGUUAAUGGGGCAGGUUCGGAAUCAGGCUUUGAUGCCAGCAAGCAGCCAGAAAGUCCCUUUUUGGAGACGCCAUCAACCCCCAAACCCAGCCAGAACCCCAAAUAUCAGCUGUUCCUCAGCUCCGAUGUGAUGGCGAACGGUUCCCGGGAUACGGACGGACCGACGGGAGAGAACGGGUCCAGGACCUCCCGCUGGGAGAGCAACAGCUCCAGAUCUGGGACAAACUACCGCGGCUCCCUGGAGUCUCUGGCAUCGCGGGAUUGGGACACCAUGUCGGACCGGGUGGGUGGUUUUGACAGUCCACCCAGAGUGUUCAACAGUCCCUACACAAACUCAACCAUUGAUUUUAACCCCAGUCACAGAGUGUCAGAGUUUAAGGAUGUCCUUUCUCCAGCCACGUCUGAGAUCAACCUUUACUACAGCAGCAGGAGCAGCAGCCCGGUGCACACCCCCGGGGCCGGCGCCCCCCGCCAGCGCUUCUCCGCCUACGAUACCCUGCGAAGGCGUGAGGUCGCGCCCAAUGUUCAGGUCAUGCGGCCAGGUGUUCCCAACAGGCGGGACUUCAUUGAGGAGCUCACCAAGCAGCUGGAUGCCUGUCAGAAGAGGAACCAGUUCCUGGAGGCAGAGAGCGUUGAGAUGGAGAAGGAGAGAAACCAGAUCCGCUUCGAGAUGAGGAACCUGCUGGUGAACAACGAGGACCUGCUGCGCACCAACGCCCAGCUGCAGAUAGAGAUGAAGAGAACGAGGGAGACUAUGGUGGAGCUGCAGAGAGAGAUCCAGAUGAAGACCGACCACCUCAGACAGCUGGAGGCAGAGAUGAAAGAAGCCAGAGAGGUGAUGGUGGAAGCCAACACUCAGGAAUACGCCUUCAACUACCUGCAGCAGUCUCUACAGAUCAAAAUACGGGAUUCUGAGGAAGCUUUGGAGAAACAGACGGAGCAUAUUCAGAUGCUUUCCGAAAAGCUAUGGCUUGCAGAACGGGAGCUAGAGCAGCAGAGUAUAGACCAAGAGAUCCGAGACAAGAGAACAGCAGACCUGACCAGCACCGUGGCACGCCUGGAGUUAGAGCUAUCGGAGGCCAUACAGAUUUCCAACCAGGCGACAUCCGAGAUGAACCUGCAAGAGAAACUGAAGCAUGACUUGGUGUCCAGGGUUGAGGAGCUGGAGGAGACUCUGCUGGAGAAGAACGUGGAGGCUCAGAAGCUUCGGGAGACCGUCAACAGGCUGCAGGGAGAGGUCUCUGGAAAGCUGUUUGAUAAGGAGCGUACUCUGGAGGAGGAGAUCCAGCUGAGGGAGCGUGCGCAGCUUCAGUGCAAGCAGGCCGAGAGGACGCUGGAGGACCUCCGCAUGGAGAUGCAGACCAUGGGCCAGUCCAAAGACGACCUGGUGAAGCAGCUCAAACAAGCCCAGGAAAGGAUGAUCGACCUGGAGAGCGACCUGGAAGAAAUGCACGACAACGAGCAGAGGUGGGCGAGCAAGCACAAGAGGGCCAUUGAGCAGACUGAACAACUGCAGCUGAAGCUGUUACAGAUGAAAGACUUGACAGAGCAGCAGGACUGUGAGAAGGCUGUCCUGGAGAGACAGAUCCGAGACCUGCGUGUGGAGGUGCAGGAGCUCCAGAGCACCAGGGUCCAGGAAGAUGUCAUUACCAGGGCUGAGAACAAGGCCAAGGAGCUGGAGAACAGCCUCCGGACCGAGGAGAGGAAUAAAAUGGUGCUUUCAAACAACAUUGGGAAGCUUGAGAGGAAGAUCGGUGAGCUGACAGAGCAGAUGGAGGAGGAACACAGGCUUGCCAAUGAGCAGAAGGAACUGAUGGCCCAGCGGAUCCGCUCUCUGAAGCGGCAGCUGAAUGAGGUGGAGGAGGAGGCGAGCCGUAAGGAGACGCAGCACCGGCACACUGUGAGGGAGCUGGCCGAGGAGCGGGAGGCCAACGCCCGUCUGCAGAGACAGCUGCUGGACCAGCAUCUGAAGAUGAAGCGGAAUGAGACCCUGUCGGUGAGACAGACACUGGACAAUCUCCGACUGGACCUGAGUGAUGACGACGAGCCGGUGACAGUGGGCCAGACCAGCACUGUCUAAGGCAACCGAAUCAUGAGCGGUGGCAUCCGGAAACCAGACCCAUAUUCCACUGACCGGUGGCUUAGUACCAAUGCCAAACUACUGCAUGAGCAGCCAAUGAGCAUGUGCAAUAUGCUGGCCCAAGAUCUUCAAAUGCUAACACAUUACACAAAAAUUCUGAGUCUUUUGAGUGACCUAAGUUUUUAUCAGGUUAUAAAGUUUGGUAUGGAGGAGGUAGAGGGUAUGGGAAAAAAUGAUGUUAAUUUCCUGCCUGUCCAUGUAUUACUCUUUCUUGUUACACCACUGAAAUGGUUGUAUUUUCACAAGUAUUUAAGGGACAUAAUCAGGUUCAUUGAAGCCACUGGGGUUGGCUUUAUGAUUACUGAGAAAUAAGCUUAUUUUGUUUUUUGCAGACAUAUCUUAUCUUGUGCCCUGUAAUUGGAUGUAAUUGAAAAGGGAGAUAGAUAUUUUGGUAUUGUCAGUUAUACAGCUUUUUUUCUAUUGAACUUUACAGAUAAUGGAUAUUGUCUUUCUUAAACUGCCUCAGUCUGGGUAUCAUGUGGAUAUAAUGGUGUACAGUAGCUUUUUUUGAUGAUGUCAAAUUACAGAAAUAUUUCUAAAUAGGACUUAAAUGUAAAGCAUUGCAAAGGUGCAGUUCUGUGGUUUGGGACACCAUGGAUUUGACCUGGACAGAUCGACCACUGAGCUGGAAUUCUGGAGUACUGGAAGAAGGCCUCCGUUGGUCACAUAGAAACUUGCAGUAAAUGAAAAUGGACAAGAGACUAAAAAGUGGAAUUCUACCACACUGGUGGCGGCCUUUGGAACCACAUCUAUGCACUGUGGAACAGACCAAAGAGACAGUGAAGUGCAAACUCUGACACAGUACUUACAUAGUGCAGCAAUAUAUAUAAAUGCACUACAGGGAGAGGGUUAAAUCUGUCUUAUUUUUAUCUUAUUUUAAUGUCAUGAAACUCUCUGUAUGGUGAAUGAUGUUUUCUGAAGGCGACAGGGUGUUCCCCUGAAGAAGAACACAGAGUCCAAGGCCAUCGAUUGCAUGUUAAAUGAAUGUAUUUUCAGAGGGAAGAUUUGGUGAACAGUAAACUUGGAUGACACCUGAGCACCGCACCUUAUAAGAUCCUGAACAAGUUUAAGGCUGCAAAGUAUUUGAUCUGUGUUCAUCUACAGCUUCUUGUUUACAUCACUUUGAGCCUUGCUUAGUGUUCCUAUUAAUCAAGUUGAGCCUUUUACUCUUGGCUUACCAUAGCCUUUAAGAGAUUUACAUUUAACAUCAGAUGUAUACUAGUAACAUUAUGCCCCUGCAUUGUGAUGCAUUUGAUGGAAGGAAGUGGUGUAUUUAACGUAUUAAAUAAUUUCAAAGGAAUUUUCGAAGCUUGCGAACGAAGCUUUCUAACCUGACAAUUUACUUGUACAGGAUAACUUUCAAAUAAUUCUAACACUAUUUUUUGCUAUGUACCAUUGCAGCAGAUAUUUUGUAUCUAGCUGGGUAUGAUUGUGAUUUUGUAUUUGUAUAUGUUGAUUUAGAAUAUGUGGUCUUUCAGUUUGCUUUUCUGAGAGCCAUUCCCUUUAUUUGAACUUUAAUAUCCAUUGUGCAUUAAGUGUUGAAGACCAACGUGUAGGGCUACUAUUCAAUACCACAAAUAACCCAACUGUACAUUUAUGCAAAUAAUCAAAUGUAGAAAAAUAUCUGAUUUGGGAAACAGGUCAAACUGUCCUCUGGCGUGUAAAGCAGCAUUCAGUUUGUCAUUUAUAUUUAACAGAUGGGCCAGCAUUGGGAUCUCACUCCAGCCUUAUGGUCUACAAGGCAUAUCAAAACAUGCAAAUAAACAAACCAUUACCGCCUUUAUCAGACACUUGUAUUGUGGUGCUAAGGGAUAUUAAACAGCUGCAGUUAUAAUAA
This is a messenger RNA of Anguilla rostrata (American eel), 5467 nucleotides long. Its product is annotated as cingulin. Bases 301 to 3570 code for a protein of 1089 amino acids. The record is from RefSeq and is a predicted model, not a curated record. Gene Ontology annotation, cellular component: bicellular tight junction; myosin complex. Lineage: Eukaryota; Metazoa; Chordata; Actinopteri; Anguilliformes; Anguillidae. The transcript is spliced from 21 exons.